GUCCUUUAUUUGCACUCAUCCAAAAAUAGAAGCCAUUGCAAAUCAUCCGUAACUCCCACUCGUGGUAAGCAUCGAGGGAGACGAUGAGCACAGAGCAGAACGAGCUCAACGACGACCACCCACUCGUCCUUGAACUAUCCAGUCUAAGACAAACAGCCGCGAGAUUCCAGCAUGAAGCACAUCAAGCUGCGCUGAAACUCCAGCGUCAUGCACUAUCUACAGCUCACACAAAUGACCACUUACAUCUCCUCGAAUCCCGACAUUCUGUACUCGCGUCUGAGCUAGCUACCCUCCGCGCUCACCCCCUUCCCUCACCCCACUCUCAAUCCGAUACCCAUGUCGUCCAGGAACUCACUCUUGCCCUCAGACGCUCUUCUGAGAAACUCGACCUAACAGAACACGCUUUAGCGGAGAAGACAGCCGAACUCAUCAGCACCCGUAAUGAAGCCCAGAAAGCGCGACACGAUGCAGACGGCGCGUACAAGCUCGCCGCAAGUGCUCGAGCACGCGAAGAAGAAGGCAAAAUCCGUGAACGCGGCUUGUCUGCGCGUGUUCACGCCGCAGAGGAAGAACGCAGGCUCACAGAGCUCGUAGUGCGCGAAUAUGCCGAUCUCGUACGGAGUCUCGAUGGCAGGAAGAGCUCUCUUGGUAAUGGGAGUGCAUUACAAAACGGAUCAGCGUCCGCCUCUUCUCUCACCCUCGUCGAGGGUCUCCAUGAGGGUAAAUCAAGCUUACAUCGCCUCAUGAGCGAAUUUGCUUCCUUGAACGAGAAGCAUGAAACGACGAUUACCCAGCUCCGCAACGAGAUCGCGAACUUGGAGAGCACCCUCGAAGCAGAGCGUAAAUCUGCCUCUCAAGACCGUGCUCAACUCGCGAAAGCACAGUUAGAGCUCGAGAAACUAAAGCUGGACGAUACAACCGCAGCUAAGAUGGUUUCGCGAUACAUGAAAUUCUCCCAGUCGCAGACUAACGCUCUUCAGUCCACUCUUACGACUUUGCAAGCACGAAAUGCAGCCACCCAGCAUACUCUCCAAUCUACAAUCAACGAUAGCGAAGCACGGCUGCACUCUCAUAUGACCGAUAACGCACGUCUUCGCGACGCUUUAGAAGAACUAGGUGAAGAAGUCACCCGAGAAGCAUACGGCCGACGAAGGGAGAUUUCCCUGCGCCUUGCACUGCUCGCACGUGAAGAAGCGCUCGGCGAAGCUUUACGAAGAUGGGUUCGAAGAGCCCAGGAAGGAAUUCACCGCUGUACAGACGCAGAUAUACAGAUGUAUGCGACCUUUGAGCGUGCAGUGAAGGAUGCGGAGGGUCUUUUGAUGACGCUGGAUGCGGAAGUGGCUUUGGACGAUGGAAGCAAGGUUCCUGGUGUGCUUGGGAGGCUGAUUCUUGCCAAGGACGCCGUGAUGAGGAUGAGUGAGGAGGUUGGGGUUGAGGUGGGGAGAAGGGUCGCUGCCGAGCGAAGAUUCUCUUUAGGCGUGGAGCCUCUGGAUGAGGCUGUCCACGAACCGUCCGUUUCAGUCUCCGAAAAAUUAGACUCUGUCUCAGGACAGGCUCCCGUUGAUGUUGCAGAACAUCCCCAUACACAGGACGCAGAACUAACAACGGACGCAAACACUGAUAUCCCACAUACCCAGGAUGCAAAACCCUCUCCACAGACACCUACCCCUCUUCCAAGUCUCCCAGUAGAGGGACACAAGGACACCGAGGGUACACCCUCGCCUAAUCUCGAUCUCCCAGCAGAUGGACACCGAGACAUCGAGGGUACACCCUCGCCCGUUGUACGCGAUACCACGCCUGGAAAUUCCCGGUUGCUUCUCAUCGAUGAUUUACCCGUUGGCCCAAGUCAGUCGCCUGCGGUCUCAAUCCUCGAUCUGACGCAGACGCCCUCUGGGGAAGUGGCAAGUAUUUCGCUGCCGUCUGCCGAGCUGCGGACACCUUUGGCUUCCGUGGAUGAGGUGGCGAUAGAGCCUGAUUCAGGUGUCUUCUUUACACCAGCUGCUACAACGCUAGAAGUCAAAGCGGUCUCCCCAGCUGAUGAACCCAACAAUUCUACCGUCGACAUCAUCCCCCAACCACAACUCCCCGACGAAAUUUCGUCAUUGCUAAGCUCCCUCAACAAAGUCAACCACCGCUACGACGCCCUUCAACAUGCAUUCCGUGACUGCUCCCUCGCGCUCAAAGAUCUCAAACGCAUGCUCCCUCCCAUUGCCUCGACACCCUCCCCCUCUCCACACUCCCUUCUCCGUACCGUGCUAGAGCGCAUCUCAGACUACACCGAAGACGCUCGAGUCGAGCUCGAAAUCCGCAUCACAGACGAAUCACUCGCCAUCCGCGGCUUCGAAACCCUCCUCACAGUCCCAGGUGCUCUUUCCUCAGAUUCAGAUUCAGCCCUCGAAGAGACGCGGGCGUUUGUUGAUGGGACGCUUGAAAGCGUGUGUAAGGCGCGUGAGAGGCUUGAGGGGAAGCUUGGGGAUGUACAGCAUGAUGUAGCUGUUAUCAAGCGUGCUGUGCAUGAGCUCCAGCUUCACGACAACGACGAGAAGGGAGGAGAUGAGGGACUGGGACUGGGAGAGAAUAAAACCUGGUCUGGGUGGACAGCAGGCCUCCUCCCCCGCUCAUCUACACCCUCCCCAAGCCAGCCUACAUUCGGUUCAGUGAUGACUUCCCCGCAAUUAAGGCAUUCGCCGUCGAUGAUCACGAAGCAGCUUCCAUCGCUUGCAGGGCUAGAGUUGAGGAUUCCUAUGCCGUUAACUGCGGACCCACAUGUGCCUGUAUAUGCGGGGCUUGGGAUGGGAGCUGCGCCAGGAGUGGGAGUGGGACAGCGUCAGCGAACGAUAUCAAUGAUGUAUUCGUUGGGUAUUGGGUCUAGGGGGUCGUCGCUGGGCGUACCUGGGAUGUCGCCUGUGAAGGGCGGGGGAGGGAGGAGUCAGAAUAGGUUUGCGACGGCCCCGCUUUGGAACGGGACUGCGACUGGCAUUGGCCAGACACAGACACAGACACAGGGUCAGGGUGGUAAUGAAAGUGAUGUCGAGUGA
Messenger RNA from Suillus paluster, 3038 nucleotides. RefSeq lists its product as uncharacterized. NCBI's taxonomy places the organism in Eukaryota, Fungi, Basidiomycota, Agaricomycetes, Boletales, Suillaceae. The coding region runs from base 84 to 3038 and encodes 984 amino acids. The record is from RefSeq and is a predicted model, not a curated record. The transcript is spliced from 4 exons.